UUGGAAGGUACUCCGAGCCCAGUAAAGAAACCAGAUGUCGCUAGCGAAAAAGUAGAACCUACACAAAAAAGCAGUAGCGUUCGCAGCAUCAAUGAUGCCGAAGCUAUGGAGAAAGAAAGCACUGGUGAAAUUUUUCGGCAGACCCUCAUACCAUUCCUCGUUGGAGGAUUUGGUUCCACUCUAUGCGGGCUACUUGUCAAUCGCAUUCAGAAAACAGAACUUGUCUGUAAUGUUCCUCAUAUGAUCGCCAUUUUUGUGCCUUUGCAAGGUAUGAAAGGUAAUUUGGACAUGACAUUCACAUCUCGAUUAGGUACCAUGGUAAGGAAUGCUGUUUUUCUAGUCUUUCGUUUGUUUCCCAUAAAAAAUGUGGCAAAGUUUCGCCGCCUAACCGAAAUAUCGCUUUACCUAGGCUCAUCAAGGGCGUCUACAAAGUCCGGGAUAUAUGAAGCGAAUACUCAUAAACUUAGCUCUAUUACAGGUAAGUCACCUUGUAAUCACCCUUUUCCGAUAAAAGUGAGAGCGGAUUUGCAGGGGCAAGGCAUUUUCAUUAGCCUCUUCGCAGUGCUAAUGUCUUUUGUGUUGGCAAGUUUAUAUGAAGAGGGCAAGAGUCAUCCACCAGUCGACGACUACCUUUUCCUAGGAGCAAACUCUCUAUUCUCUAUUUGUAUUGCGAAUGCGACUUCAGCAGUCGGUGAUUUUUCAAAAACUAUUCAAAUUAAAAGCGAGCAGCGAAGCGAUCCUUCUUUGCCAAAAAAGGUUCGCGCCGAUGCUAGUAGUUUGGUCAAAAAAGUUCUGUUAAGCUUGGCAAGAGGUACUGCGACUGCUUGA
This is a messenger RNA of Cooperia oncophora, 828 nucleotides long. The record is from the annotation of a GenBank genome assembly. NCBI's taxonomy places the organism in Eukaryota, Metazoa, Nematoda, Chromadorea, Rhabditida, Trichostrongylidae.